Messenger RNA from Dichomitus squalens LYAD-421 SS1, 1517 nucleotides. Its product is annotated as glycoside hydrolase. Gene Ontology annotation, biological process: carbohydrate metabolic process. The record is from RefSeq and is a predicted model, not a curated record. Bases 1 to 1491 code for a protein of 496 amino acids. The transcript is spliced from 20 exons. Gene Ontology annotation, molecular function: hydrolase activity, hydrolyzing O-glycosyl compounds. NCBI's taxonomy places the organism in Eukaryota, Fungi, Basidiomycota, Agaricomycetes, Polyporales, Polyporaceae.
AUGAGAGGCAAGGGCUGCAAGGAUGCGGGGGACAAGGAGCCAUCCGAGAGCGGUAGCGCGAGGACGGAGACGGGGAGAAAGAGGAGGAUGAACGUGGCGGGACUCGGGGCCAUCGCAGAGGUGUUACUCGUCGUCGUCGUCGUCGUCGUCGUCGUCGUCGUCACCGUUGCCGUCGUCGUCGUCGUCGUCGUCGUCGUCGAGGAACAAGGCGGGCGGAGGCUGAGCGCCAUCGGAACCCAACCAGCGCGGACCGGCGGCACGGAUCGUGCAGUCUGCAACAUCAACGAGUCCAUCGUUCUUGAAGCCGCAGAAUACCUUGACAACCUCGGUCUCAAGGAUGUCGGUUAUCGCCGUGUCAACCUUGACGACUGCUAUUCCGAGAAGAGCCGCAGUCCCGCCGGAGACAUCGUAGCCAGCGCAGCUCGCUUUCCCUCCGGAAUGAACAGCCUGACGGACAGGAUACACGCCCUUGGACUCGACGCUGGUAUCUACAGCGAUUCUGGUUGGUUCACUUGUCAGCUAUACCCCGGCUCCUAUCAAAACGAGUACCGUGACGCGAAGCUGUUCCAAGACUGGGGUUUCGACUACCUCAAGUAUGAUAAUUGCGCGAUACCGUACGACGACGUAAUCCGCCAGGGGAUCGUCGGUAAAUACCAGCGCAUUGCCGACGCCAUCGCUCAGUUAGCCUCGGACACGGGAAAAUCGCCGCUCUUUCUUUCCCUCUGUGAAUGGGGCGAGGAGCAACCCUGGUUGUGGGCGCGGCGAUACGGCCAAAGCUGGCGUACGACCGGUGAUAUCAGCCCAAACUGGGGUUCCGUGACGGAUAUAAUCAACAGGAACUCUUUCAUCGCUUGGGCAUCGGAUUUCUAUGGUCACAACGACAUGGACAUUCUUGAAGUAGGCAACGGGGAUCUCACAUAUGAAGAGGCUAGGACCCACUUCACCGUCUGGGCCCUCAUGAAGUCUCCUCUCCUCAUCAGUGCGGAUCUUUCGUCGAUCAGCGAGGCGGAUCUCUCUAUUCUGGCGAAUGAGGAGAUCCUUGCAAUCAAUCAAGACGAUGUCAUCGGCACGAGCAUCACACCGUUCCGAUGGGGAAUAAACUCUGAUUGGGUGAGCAAUUCAACCCAUCCAGCACAAUAUUGGAGUGGCGAAUCUCAGAACGGCACGGUGUUCAUGCUGAUCAAUACACUGGACGAGCCAGCUGACAUGUUCUUCAACCUGACUGAGUCUCCAUGGGUUCGCGCUGGCCGCCAAUAUCACGUUCGGGAUCUCUGGGCGCACACGGACAACGGGACGGCUGUGCGCAAUUUCACCGCCGAAGCUGUCCCAGGACACGGUGUUGUCGCUCUUCUAUUGCAGGACGCUGGAGAUGAACCGGAUAACGCGGGGCCCCCAUGUGCUCGGCCCCAUUGGUGUAUCCAUAAGAAUGGGACGUUGGCGCCUGUCACGUCCAAUACAAGCCUGCAUACGAGCUCAAUUGGGUUGCUCUGAUGCAAGAGAACCUCUGAAUGAUGCGC